This is a messenger RNA of Pongo pygmaeus (Bornean orangutan), 6579 nucleotides long. RefSeq names its product zinc finger protein 44. Gene Ontology annotation, molecular function: RNA polymerase II cis-regulatory region sequence-specific DNA binding; DNA-binding transcription factor activity, RNA polymerase II-specific. The record is from RefSeq and is a predicted model, not a curated record. Gene Ontology annotation, cellular component: nucleus. Gene Ontology annotation, biological process: regulation of transcription by RNA polymerase II. Lineage: Eukaryota; Metazoa; Chordata; Mammalia; Primates; Hominidae. The transcript has 4 exons. The coding region runs from base 792 to 2411 and encodes 539 amino acids.
CCACGCCACUGCACUCCAGCCUGGGCGACAGAGCGAGACUCUGUCUCAAAAAAAAAAAAGAAAAAAUGAGUAGACUGAGGGAUAAGGUGUGAGGAACCCUUCGCCAUGCCACCAACAGCCUUUCUUUCCAAAUUCCUGACCCCUGCAGGACAUCAAGCCCUCUCCCAUAUUCCAGUGUGGCCUGGUCUAGGCACCCCUCCUGCUCUGAGGCACGAGGAUCGUUCCUUUGGUCACUGAGAAUGCAAUUCCCUUUUGUCCAAGAGGAAGAAGAAAGUCCAAUUAGUACAGGGAGACGCCAGUGCCAGCUCUGGAAAGCCAGGAGCAAGUUCUUCUUAAAUUCCAAUGUCCUCUGGCGAGGGCAUGUCCUGCUGGUUUCUUAUUUGAACAAUAGGUUUGAGGAUCUUUGACUCAUUUAACUUAUUGAUAGGGGAUAAUGGAUUAGGGAGGAUGCCCAAGCUGGCAAGGGCAAUGGCCAAGAAUCUGUCAUUCUGGCCACUGUCAGGCUCUUGCCUUACCUCUCCUUUCUGCACCGUGUUCCCCCCCCAGGGGGAGGGGCCUAGGACACUAUCCAAUCAGGGGUUCUGAGGGCGGGGCCGUGCCUACAGUCCAAUCAGGCGUGCUGUAGGACAGCUGGCGGGGCGACGUGCCGAAGCCAGUGGGUUAGGUUUUUUUUUUUCCCUCUCGCCUUGGCGCCUUCGGGUCGUUCUCGGCUUCUCUGAAAGUGCUGAGGGUGUGUUAGCUCAGGGUGUGUCGCGAUUUGCCCUGCUCUCGCCAGGACAGCCAUAAGAAGGAUGCCGGGACACCUUGGAGUCCAGGAAAUGGACUCAGUAACCUUUGAAGAUGUGGCUGUGAACUUCACCCAGGAGGAGUGGGCUUUGCUUGAUCUUUCACAGAAAAAACUCUACAGAGAUGUGAUGUGGGAAACCUUCAGGAACCUGGCUACUAUAGGAACAAAACAAAAAGAAUGGAACAUUGAAGAGCAGUACAAAAACCAGGGGAGAAAUCUCAGAAAUCAUAUGGUAGAGGGACUCUGUGAAAGUAAAGAAGGUAGUCAUGGUGGAGAAGGUUUCAGCCAGAUUCCAAAUCUCAGUCUGAACAAGAAAACUCCUUCUGGAGGAAAGCUUUGGGAAAGCAGUGUAUGUGGAAAAGUCUUGAGCCAUCAUUCAUCCCUUAACAGGCACAUUAGAUCUUACACCAGACACAAACUGUAUAAGUGUCAGGAAUAUGGAGAGAAGCCGUAUAAAUGUAAGAAAUGUGGGAAACCCUUCAGUUAUCUGCAGUCUUUUAAAAAACAUAAAAGAACACACAGUGCAGGGAUAGUCUACAAAUGUAAGGCCUGUGGGAAAGCCUUCAGUUGUCAACGUUCUUUCCAAAUACAUGGAAGGACUCACACUGGAGAUAAACCCUUUAAGUGUAAAGAAUGUGGAAAAGCAUUCCGAUAUCACCAGUCUGCUCAAAGACAUGAAAAGGCUCAUACUGGAGAGAAACCCUACAAAUGUAAGGAAUGUGGGAAACCCUUCAUUUACCGCCAUUCUGCUCGAGCACAUGAAAGGAAUCACACUGUACAGAAACGCUAUGAAUGUAAACAAUGUGGAAAAAUCUACAUAUCUUCUGUAGGUUUUCAAGCACAUGAAAGAACUCACACUGGAGAAAAACCCUAUGAAUGUAAAAAAUGUGGAAAAGUGUUCGUAUAUCACAACUCUGCUCAAAGACAUGAAAAGACUCAUACUGGAGAGAAACCCUACAAAUGCAAGGAAUGUGGGAAGGCCUUCAGUUAUCACUGUACUGCUCAAAAACAUGAGAGGAAUCACACUGCACAGAAACACUAUGAAUGUAAACUGUGUGGGAAAACUUACCUGUCUCCUUUAGGUUUUCAAGCACAUGAAAGUACUCACACUGGAGAUAAACCCUUUGAAUGUAAAAAAUGUGGAAAAGCAUUUAGAUACUACUACUCAGCUCAAAGACACGAAAGGACUCAUACUGGAGAGAGACCCUACAAAUGUAAAGAAUGUGGGAAAGCCUUUUAUUGUUGCAGUUCUGCCCGAAGACAUGAAAGGAUGCACACUGCAAAGAAACAGUAUGAAUGUAAAAAAUGUGGGAAAACAUACAUUACUCUUGCAGGUUUCCAGAUACAUGAAAGAACCCACACCGGAGAGAAACCUUAUGAAUGUAAACAGUGUGGUAAAGCCUUCAGUAGUUCCAGUUAUAUUCAUAUACAUGAAAGAAUUCAUACUGGAGAGAAACCCUACGAAUGUAAAGAAUGUGGAAAACCCUUCAGUUUCCUUACAGGCUUUCGAGUGCACAUGAGAAUGCACACUGGAGAGAAACCUUAUAAAUGUAAGGAUUGUGGCAACGCCUUCAUUUGGCGUGCAUCCUUACAAUACCAUGUGAAGAAAGUGCACGCUGAAUAGAAACUAUAAAUGUAAAAUAUCGAUAGUUUUUCAAUUUUAACCAUUUUCAAAGUUGAUAUGAAAGUUCAUACUGGAGAGUAGUUGCAUGAAUGUAAGUAAUACAGGAAAGCCUGAUAUAACUUAGUUCAGGUAUAAUGCUCUAGAAAAUUCAUGCCAUGAAAAAAUAUUAUAAAUGUAUUUAUCAGUGCCACAUCCCUUUUUGAUUCUUCCUAGUUUUUAAUAUAUUUUAAAAAUAUUUUUAUAUGUGUAUAUGUAUGUAUAUAUUUGUAGAGACAGGCAACAUUAUCUUGCCCAGGCUGAUCGCCAACUCCCCUGACCUCAAGUAAUCCACCUCAGCCCCCUAAAGUGCUGGGAUUAUAGGCAUGAGCCACCACACUGGGCCAGGUUUUGUUUUGUUUUGUUUUGAGAUGGGUCUUGCCAUGUUUCCCAGGCUGGCCUUGGACUUCUAGGCUCAUGAGAUCCUCCCACCUCAGCUUCCUGAGCAGCUGGGACUACAGGUGUGUGUGCUGCCUUGCGUGGCUUAGUGCCACAUUCUUAAAGUGGAUCUCUGGACUCUGGGUUCGUACUUAUUUUCAUAAAUGAACAUUGAGGUGAGAUUAUUCUGUAAAUACUCUUUAAGAAAUAGUGCAGAAGUAUAAUUGGUAGUGUUUUUUCCUUAAGUCAGUUAAUAAAAUUUUUAAAUAAAAUUCCUUAAGUCAGUUAAUAAAAUUUUUAAAUAAAAUUCCUUAAGUCAGUUAAUAAAAUUUUUUCUCUUAAUAGUUCUGGGCCAUUGAAAAAUGACAGUUUGGUACUGGGAGUUUUCUACUGGCAUCCUGUGGCAGGUAUUGACUUUCCCUUAUCCAUUAUGUAUAUAUUCCACCUUCCUCAGGAGAAAACCUUUCUUCUUUUUGGUUAGAAGAGCCUUAUUUUAUUUCCCUUGCUAAUGAAUAGUGGGCCAAGGUUAUACAAUAUAGUCUUAUAUAAAUUAUUUCCAUAUUUUGCUCUUUUUCUUUCUGGCCAAGAUAUGGAUGAUAGACUUUGAAUUAAGAAGAUCUGUAAUAGGACAACACAAUUUAGGUUGAAGGUGUGCCUCUUAGAUUGUGCUAUGUCAUCAUGGGUAACGUGAACUAAAUUUUCUAGAAUCUAUUCCCUUUUGGAUUUCAUGUUGGAAUUCAGCAGUAGCCUAACUGACAUGAAAGUUGGAAGGCAGAACUGAAGAAGGCAUUAGUCAGGUUUUGGACCCAUCUACAUGGAGACAGACAGAUGCAUAGGGACAAAUGAGGGCUUGCAGGAAAAUCCAAACUGCAAAUAUAUCUUUGAUGUGAAGAUUGUGGAGACAUCUGUGGAACCCUACCCAUCUGAGAAAAAGAAGUAGACAGUGGUGUUUUAAAGAAACUCUUGAUUGUCAGGACAAAGUAUCAGGAAAACAGGCAGGAGGCCGGUAUCCACGCGGUCCCCUUGCAGCCUUCUUAAGUUCUGCCUCCCAGCUUUCAUGUCAUUAGGCUAUUGGUGAAUUGUAACAUGGAAAAAAAAAAAGAUUCCAGAAAAUUUAGUUAACAACAUUACCCGUAUCAACAUAAUCCACCAGGCAACUAAUUAAAACUGUUAUGGUUGAGGAUAUUUUCUGUUGUUUUGACUCCCCUCAUCUCUAGAUUAUAUUCAAACAAGAUCUAAUUUGCAUAGUAAACACAUCAUUCUGUUAAUACUGGUAAUAACUGUGUUCCUGAUUUCCCUGUGACAGCUACAAUGAUACAGUCACAUAGAACAACAUGGGGGCUUGUUCCUCUGUUGCAUUGUGCAGUAACUGCUCUGACACAGUCUAUGUGAAAACAAAUGUCUUAGGUCAGGCAGAUCGUGAUAAUUUCCAAUUACAGCCAAAUGUGAUCAUGUGCACAUUCUCAAUUAUGUUUGUAUGUGAUAAAAACAAUGCAUUUUUAUCAAACAACUUCUGCAGGUAUUUCUUAGAAAUAUUUUAUUAACUCUUUUAAAACAACUUGUAUACUAACAACUAUUGUAUUAAUAUUUUCCAUUACCUGAGAAUAUAUAUUAAAAUAUCCCAUUGCAAUUACGCAUUUUCAGGUCAACUUUGUAAUUUUGUCAGGUUAUUCAUUAUACAUUCUAAAUAAUGAGUCAGUAUUACCAUUUGCAUAUAAGUCCAAGUACUUUUUUUCUUUAAAAAAUGUUAAAAUGUAAAGGAAAUUUUUUUUUAAAAUUCUUAUAUGGUCACAAUUUUUCUCAUGAAUCUAAUUUCUCAUUUAGAAUACCACAGGAACAAAGCAUGCUUUUGUCUGUGCCAUCUUGCCAAAGACCACUAGAAUCACACCUAUAGUCAAAGAGUGGCGUGUAUAGAGUUGUAAUAAGGAUGAACACAAAGCAUCAAUGACGGAGGGUUAUCAGUAAGAGGGUGCUCAAGAGGACUUCUUACAGGAUUUGUGUUUGUUUUAGGUGAUUUCAUUGCCAUUCAACAAAGUGAGGUGUUUGUAUUGGAUGCUGUUAGGUGAACUCAAUUCCAUCCUUGGAAAUUCUAAUAGUUCUUAUCUAGGAGGCAGAAAGAAUAAGUGGCGCUAACCGUAAUUCAUAAGAAGCACAAGUCAUAUUAGGAGAUUUCUGGUCAUUUUUAAGGUUUGGAGUCUGUUUUGUUUUAGGUUAUCGGAGACAUGGUUACAGAAUUUCAUUUUGAUCCAUUAUGGUCACCUGGUAGCUUUGUCUGAUGGAGGUUUGUUACAGUUUUCAACAGGGUAAGAUUUCGCCUUGUGGUGAGUUGGGGAGCAGCUGUCAUUGGGAACAGCUUUUGCUUUUCUCAUUAUCUAAACACUGAAGUAUUUCCUAUGGUAUAAUGGACACUGUUAUCUAUAAAGUACCUCAGUUAAAUUGUUGACCAAAAUUAAGGCUGUUGAGGCAGAAAUAAUUUGAUAAAGGCUAAUCAAAGCCAAAUGUGAGGAUCGGCCUGGGAAGCACCAACAAGUUGUAUAUGUUUUAAAGUCUGUUACAAGUUGGAACCCUCUUACAAGUUUAGGAGGCCAGGUGCCGUGGCUCAUGCCUAUAAUUCCAAUCCUUGGGAGGAUUGCUUGAGGCUAGGAAUUUGGGACCAACCUGGGCGACAUAGGGAGACUUCGUAUCUAAAAAAAUAAAUAAAUUAUUAGCUGGGCAUAAUGGUGCCCGAUUGUAGUCCCAGUACUCAGAAGUGUGAGUGAGGAAGAUCGUUUGAAUCCAGGAGUUCAACACCAACCUGGGUAACAUAAUGAGACCCCUCUCAUCUCAAAAAACUAACAAAUUAAGAAAAAUAGACUGGUUUCUGCAAGGGGUAAAAACAAUAAGAAAAAUUUAAAAACCCUGAAUGGACUUUUUUUUUCAAAGAAGACAUACAAAUGGCCUGAAAGCAUAUGAAAAGGGACUUAAUAUCACUAAUCAUUAGAGAAAUUCAAAUCAAAACCACAAUUACAUGUUACCUCAUACAUGCAAGGAUGGGUACUACCAAGAGAGAUUAGUGUUACAGCACAGAGAAAAAGGAAGCUUUGUAUACUGUUGGUGGAAAUGUACAUUGGUACAGCCAUUGUGAAAAACAAUAUGGAGGUUCCACAAAAAAAAAAAAACUACCAUAUGAUCCAACAGUCUCGCUCCUGGGUAUAUGAUUAUAUGCCCAAAGGCAGUGAUCAGUAUUUCAAAGAGAUAUCUGCCACCCGCAUAUGUUCAUUACAGCAUUAUUCACAGUAGUCAACAUGUGGAAACAAACUCAGCGUCCAUUAAUGGAUGAAUAAAGAAAAUGUGAUGUAUAUUUAAACAGAAUAUUACUCAGCCAUAAAAAGGAAAUGUUGACAUUUGUCACAACAUGAAUAAACCUGGUGGACACUAUAAAAUAAGGCAGACAUAGGCAAAUACUCCCAUGAUCCCACUUAAUUGUGGAAUCUUAAAAACUCAAACUCAGAGGCAGAGGGAGGAACAGUGGUUACUAGAGUCCAGAAGGUAGGGAAAGUGGAGAAAUGUUGGUCAAAGGAUAAAAACCAAGUUGUAAGGUGAACAAGUUCUGGAGAUUUAAUGGACAGCAUGGGUGGUCAUCAGUGUGUUAAUUUGACUGUGGUAACCAUUACAGAAUGUAUAUAUACACACAUCAAAACAGAACUGUACAUCAUGAACAUAUACAAUCUUUGUGAAGUAUUUUAAAAUAAAAAAGGAAUGUUUACUGAAUCUA